This is a messenger RNA of Microdochium trichocladiopsis, 1743 nucleotides long. RefSeq lists its product as uncharacterized. The record is from RefSeq and is a predicted model, not a curated record. Bases 1 to 1743 code for a protein of 580 amino acids. Lineage: Eukaryota; Fungi; Ascomycota; Sordariomycetes; Xylariales; Microdochiaceae. The transcript has 3 exons.
AUGGGGACCAGACGACGCGUAGUCGUCUCCUGGUUUCGGAAAGCCAAAUCUACCUUCCAGCCAUCGCACACCCCGAGCAAGCAGUUACCACCACAGGUGCCUGAAAUACUCGUGUUCGUUGAUGUCCCUGAUAUUGACAACAUCCUCUGCUGCCUCUCCGUCAUCAAAGCCCAUCCUAAUCACCGCGUCAAUAUCGUACUUACACCCCGCCCCGUCGACUUCACCGUCAAGCCUUACCCAGGUCCCGAUGAUGCGCCGGGACAACCCGGCCCGGUGGGAAGGGCCCUUUACAACAUCAUCCCUCGUCUGCCAAAUGGCAAGCCCGAUACCACCACUAUGGUUAGACGCAGGAUGCAAGCAUACACGACGCCGCCCGAUUGGGUGAAAGAAAUCGAGGACGAGGAAGUACUGCCAUACUUUGCCACUCCAGAUCGGGUCUUCGAGGCCAAUGACUCGAAUGGGCUCAAGAAGGACACAUGCCACUACAUGAAAGCGUCUGCCUGGCGCAUUUUUGACAUGCUGUGCGAAGCCGGAGUCAUUUCAUCCGACACUCUCAUUCGCUUUUUUUGGGACCUGGAAUCAAUGGAAAAGGUCGCGCCAGGACUAAGGCACGCGGCUCACGUGGCCGACUUCACAUACGGCUAUACCACGAAGAUUCACCCGCCCAAAAAUGAGACACCCAAACAGAAGAAAAAGAGAGAAUCAAAACAGGAAAACGCCAAAGCAAUGCUUACCCGAUUUCAAGAGAUACUGCUGGAGGAGGAUCCGGAGAAACGCAGGGAGAUGUUGCGGGGGUACUGUGACAUUUUCAGCCAGGCCAUGGCGACGAAGUACAACCGCAAAAGCAUCCUGUCGCCCUUCGACGACUUGAUCGCAGAGCAGACGACAUCAUCGGCCAGCUUCCAACCAGGAGACUGGCAAGCCGUGAUCGGCGGGCCUUUCACCGAAGCCUUGAAGUGGAUCGAAAAGGGGGGCCGAUUGUCAAAGGUGACGGGCAUGGCCUUUUACACAAAGGGCAAGCACAACACUCUCCCCAACCAAUUCAACGUCGGUGCCGACAUCUGGUCAGCCUGGCAUUUUCUUCAGAAAGUUAAGGAGAAGAAUAUUCCGUUCCUGAUCAUGCCGACAGAAAUUGCCAAGGCACCAGAGUGGAAGAUCAAGAAGGAGGACCUCGACACAAUCUUUGCAGGGCACGAGGACAUCAGGACAGUCGUCGAGGAGUUUACCAACCAGUCCAAAACUCUCCAAAGCAUCACGCUCUUCGACUGGAUCACUAGCAUCAUUGCGCGUGACCAUAAUAUUCUACCUAGCAAGCCAGUUCUUCCUUACCUGGCGGAGGAGGUAGUGAUCGAAAGCGAGGAGAUCGUAGACGGCAAGAGCGUUAAGAAAAAGCACGUGGAAGUGCAUGAAGUGCCGCUUCCAAAAGACUGGAACGCAUCUACAUAUCCACCUAAAUUUAUACUUAGGGUCAGACCAGUCGACCCAGAAGAGGGCGGCAGCGUCAGGAUGUGUUGGGAUGACCCUGGCGAAGAACAUGAGAUCGUGCAAUUUCUCGCCACUGUCCAUGUUCAAUAUCAUUACGAUAUCUGUAGCAGCCCCAAGCAACCCUGUUUGUGCCCCGUCUGCCGCCUUGGUGAUGAUCUCCUCCCUGCUCAGCCCAUCGUCGGCCUGGACGACCAGUUUUGUUGUAAAUUCGUAUCCGAAAAGUGUUUUGAGCGGGAUGAAGGGGCGAUGGUACCUUGA